Messenger RNA from Hyalella azteca, 2360 nucleotides. RefSeq names its product regulation of nuclear pre-mRNA domain-containing protein 1B. The transcript has 8 exons. Bases 52 to 1134 code for a protein of 360 amino acids. Gene Ontology annotation, biological process: mRNA 3'-end processing. Gene Ontology annotation, molecular function: RNA polymerase II complex binding. Gene Ontology annotation, cellular component: RNA polymerase II, holoenzyme. NCBI's taxonomy places the organism in Eukaryota, Metazoa, Arthropoda, Malacostraca, Amphipoda, Hyalellidae. The record is from RefSeq and is a predicted model, not a curated record.
AGAUCAAUUAAUGUCAUAACAGUUCAAUAUAUAACACUAGUGUAAGCCAGUAUGGCUCUCUUCAAUGAAGAUGGGCUUAAAAAGAAAUUGAAUGAUCUUAACAUGUCCCAGCAAUCUAUACAAACACUAUCAUUGUGGUUGAUACACCACAAGAAGCAUGCCCACACAGUUGUCAAUGUUUGGAUGAGAGAGCUCAUGAAAGUGUCUGAUGCACGGAAGCUGGUUUUUAUGUACCUUGCAAAUGAUGUCAUUCAAAAUAGCAAGAAAAAAGGUCCAGAGUACAGCAAAGAGUUCCUAAAGAGACUACCUAAGGUUUUUGAACAUUUGGGAGCUAUAAGAUUGGAUGGCAAAUCUAAGCAAGGAGUUGAGAGGCUACUGGCCGUGUGGGAGGAACGAGGAGUCUUCAAUGAAUCUGCAAUACAAUCAUUCAAAAAGGGUUAUGAAGGCCUGAAAAACAUCUCCAUCAAAGCCUCUAAGACUGAACAGCCGCCUGCCAAGCGACCCAGAAGGUCCAGCAGUCUGGGAGCUGCGUCGGACGAAGACAUGGAGAGUGGCGUGGACUCUGAGGAUGGUGAAGAUUCCAACGCAGCUGCUACGGCUGCCACUGCCACUCCUGCUGGGGCUGUUGUCAAUCUUUCACCGCCAAGUCCUUCUUCUGCACCGCCCUUGAAGUCUCCGCCAGACCCUGAGCUACUCAUAUCUUCCCUGCAGUCGCUGGAGUCGGCAGCCACGGCUGACGCUGCAACGAGAGAGCAGAUUGCCAAGAUGCCAACCGCAGUGUCAGACUCUUCGUCCCUUGCAAAACUAAAAGACGCGACAGAAGGACGGGAGCUACUGAAGGUUGUGGACGAAGCACUGAAGCUGCUGCUGGAGUACAACGGUCGUCUUGCAAAGGAGAUGGAGUCUCGCAAAGCGCUGGCCAAGUUGCUCCAUGAUUCCAUCCGACAUCAGAAGGAGAAAAUUGUGCACACCGAAGAGAUGCUGGAGGAGUACCGCGUGAAGCUUGCGAAGGUUCUCAAAAUUAAGGCCGAGCUUCGAGCGCAUCUGCAAAAUCUUCCAGACAUAUCCAGGAUGCCUAAAGUUGGCUCUACGCUUCCCCCUCUACCUUCAGCUGGCGACCUGUUCACUGUUUAGGUCAAACUGCCAACUGUGUAGGUCGAGCUUUCGUGGCAGUCUCGACGCGAAUUCAUGUCUCAGUUACCGAAUAGAAGACUGGACUGGUCCAUGACUAGUUCUCGAAUUAUUACGGACGACUAAUUGGGAAUAUAUGCGAGCGUGGCUUUUUUAAUUACUUAAUGUUGAAUACAUUUCGAGCUACAUGCACCACCCUGACGAUUUUUUGUAUACUAUUGCAAUUUACAUUGAAGAAUGCCUUCUUGACGGGGACUAAAAAAUGCUACUUCGUUGAGCAAACAUUUUGAUGGUACUCUCAGUGAAAUGUAUUUCCGAAUACCAUCACAGAAAUAUUCUGUAUUAAAAAUGUGUAUCUUCUUGUUUCGCUUAAAAAAGGCUUGAAAAAUUAGAUACCUACCUUGUUGAGCCUGAGCAGCGUUUUGGAUUACCUUAUUCGCCAUAUUGGUGAAUUAUACGCCUUAGAAGUUAUUCCAGCGUAUGGUGACGACCAUCACGGCUCGAGUGUCGUCGCUGGAGAAAUCAAUGCAGCAUCUCGUCAAUAAGUGGUUAAGUAAGUUCUUUAUUACUUACAGCGAGCUUAAUUCUAAUGUCUGUAGCAAUUACUGAAAAUUUAAACUACGACUGUUAUUGGCAACCUGCUGCCCCCGAAAAGGGCAAUUUAACUUGCCAAACAAUCCCACCAUGUUGGUAGUUACUGUUCGUGUUAUUGAUAGUAACGAGUUUGUAAGAACUUUUAUAUUAUUUUAUACCGUUUUGGGUCUACAUUUAACGAGGGUUGAGGCAUUUUUCCCGACCAGGGAUAAAUCUGAGAGCUGUUUGCACUCGUUUGGGUGCAAAAGCUGUAUGGUUUUUGAGUUUUAAUACCUUUAACUAUUGAGUGUAUAUAGUCGAAGCAGCUGUUGUUGACUUCGAGUUGUCUCAACAUAUUGCGUAGUCGUGUCAUUAGUCAUACUGUCACCAUAACUUUGUUUCCGUUGUUAUCCUGAUUCGUUGGAACCGCCAUGCGAUUUUGCGCAUGCCGCCAUCGGCAUGCGGAGGAACUUUUGUUUUCUUUGGUUGGUUUCAUCCGAGCGUUGAUUAGUAUCUAAACUUUCUCGAUUGCGAUGACUUAUUUUGUACAACUUAGAGGUCGUCAAGAUACUUAACUGAAAUUACAUGUACAUACGAUGAUUCGUAAAUAUGAAAUAUACUGCUGUCUGACCUUAAAUAAAAGACACUGGCUUGUA